AUGAAACUUAACACCAAUAAGAUAGAAGUUGAUUUUUUGGACCAAGAGCCACCAAAUGCUAAGCGUCAGAAACUCAGUUCAGAAACAUUGUCUAAUGCUCUGGAUAUAACCUAUGAAUGUCAAAAUGUCUCUUGUCAAACAACGUCGAAAUCGUUACUGAAUUUUUCUAUUGAACAAGUAUGUGAAGCGUUGAAGACUCGUGCGUUAACCGAUGAUCAAGAAAUGUUAUUAUAUGAUGCCUUGGCUAAAAAUUUAGAAGAAAAAUGUAAGAACAAUAAUAAAAACAUGUUAUUAUACAACAAUUCUCCAACUACAUUAAUGACAUUAGAUGUGACAAUUGCUUUCAAAUAUAUUCCACCAUGCGUGUUAUUAAGCAUAAGUACAACGGUGAUUCAUGCUAUUAUUAAUAAAUCAAUGGUUAUUCAGUGUCAGGAUUAUCAGCUAGAUCAAUGGUGUACAGAAAAGAAAAUUGGAAACGAGUGUGCUAAAUUAACAAAGAGUAUUGAUGAUGUUGAGAAAAGGGGAAAACCCGUAAUGCAAGCAUUACUCGAUCAAUGUCCGUUAAUACAAAAAUGUUUAAAAUCGUUUGUUGAUCAUAUGAUAGACGUUGUGGUAAAACGACUGGAUAACAAUCUUCAACAAGAUUACACACAGUCUAAAAUCGGUUAUACUGGACAUCAUUUCAAAAAACGGAAAUGUCAACAAUGUAAAACAACUUUGAUUGAUAAAGCCAUAACCAGCAGACCACCGCCAAAUCCAGGUUCAAUUCACGCAACCAUUAGUUUGGGAAAUACAUUUCAAAAUAUCCCACAGUGUCAUCCUAGUGAAAAACGUCUCGUUAUCAUAGGUGAACCGUACACCCUAAAUCCAUCCUCUAUCGAAAAUAUAACAACAAUUUUACGUGAUUUGAAAGAACGAUGUUUGACUUCUACAAAUAACGAUGGUAUACCGCGUAAAUGGAUGAGUGUUACGGCUGAUGCAUGUCCAUAUUGUUUAACUUGGAAAAUUUUUAAUGAAACGUUUGUUUGUCAUGAUUGUAAUGCGAGAUACUCAUCGUAUUCUGAUUUAUCCUUACAUUAUCACAAUGGUCAUCCAGAAUCGAUGAUAAAUAAGAAUCGUUUCCACUAUGCCGAAUUUAAUUCGUUGAUAUUUCGGCCAGGACUGGGUCAUAUCGAAAUGAAUGCUUGUAAAUCAUUCAUGAAUUUCAUCUGGAACAUUUUUGGGGGCGAAUUAAGUAGUUGUCUCAAUUUUAAAUCAGAAGAAGCGAAAAAGUAUGCAUUAUCUUGUGCUGAUCGUCACAAAACAUUUCAAAUAUUAGCUACGGCGUUCUGUUUAAUGCCAAAAGAAUUACUUCAAUUUUUCGAACAGAAUGAUACGUUUAGCACAAGUGGUAACAGCAGACAAGGUGAAGACCUGGAUUUUGUAUUAGAAAAUUUUAAUAAAAAAAUUAAACAUAUGAUACCAUAUGGAUUACUAGAUAAUGAAACCUGGAUAAGGGUUAACAGAAAUUUUGAUGAACUUCAUAAAGCAAGUUAA
Molecule: messenger RNA, 1536 nt
Organism: Didymodactylos carnosus
Lineage: Eukaryota; Metazoa; Rotifera; Eurotatoria; Philodinida; Philodinidae
Source: the annotation of a GenBank genome assembly